AUGACUGCACCAAAAUCUGCAUUGCUGAUUGGCAACUUGGCUCAUGCUCGCAAAGAAUGGGAAGCACUCAAAUCAAUAGCCGAGUUAAAGGAAUACGAAACAGGUACACGAGAAGAUUUCAUCGCGAAAUGUAAAGCCGGCGAGUUCGACGACGUCGUCGGUCUCUACCGAUCGAACGACUCCACCAGCGUCACCGGACCUUUCGAUAAGGAGCUUGUCGAUGUGCUACCGAAGAGCUUGAAGUAUAUAACACACAACGGAGCUGGCUACGACAAUAUCAGUGUUCCAGCAGUGACGGAUCGCGGUAUCCAGGUCAGCAGCACACCAAUCGCAGUAGACGCUGCAACGGCAGACGCAGUUGCACUCUUCCUCCUGCUCGGCGCUCUUCGUAGAGUCUCUAUACCCUUCCUCGCAUGCCGACGAAAAGAAUGGAGAGGCAAAAACUUCGCGCUCGGCCACGAUCCUAAGAAUAAAAUCCUCGGAAUACUUGGCAUGGGCGGCAUAGGCCAGGCAGUUGCAGAAAGAGCAAAGGCAUUCGGAAUGUCGAUACAAUACCACAACAGGAACCGACUACCUGAAGAGAAAGAGCGUGGAGCGAAGUAUGUCUCAUUUGAUGAUUUGAUGCGGACCUCGGACGUUAUUAGUCUGAAUCUUGCUCUGAAUCCGUCAACUCGCCAUAUCAUUGCCAAACCACAAUUCGACAUGAUGAAGGAUGGUGUGGUCAUCGUGAAUACCGCAAGAGGGCCAAUCAUCGACGAGGCUGCCCUAGUGGAUUCUCUGAACUCUGGCAAGGUGUUCUCGGCUGGUCUCGAUGUCUUUGAAGAAGAGCCCAACAUCCAUCCUGGACUACUGGAGAACGAGAACGUUGUCCUGCUUCCUCACAUUGGCACAGCUACAUGGGAAACGCAGAGGGAGAUGGAAAUAUUGGUCCUCGACAAUCUGAAGUCGGCGAUAGAGGGCAAAGGUCUGCUUACGCAGAUACCGGAGCAGAAAAAGGUCUAA
Molecule: messenger RNA, 1002 nt
Organism: Pseudocercospora fijiensis CIRAD86
Lineage: Eukaryota; Fungi; Ascomycota; Dothideomycetes; Mycosphaerellales; Mycosphaerellaceae
Exons: 3
Coding region: 1-1002 (333 amino acids)
Cellular component (GO): cytosol
Molecular function (GO): hydroxypyruvate reductase [NAD(P)H] activity; glyoxylate reductase (NADPH) activity; NAD binding
Source: RefSeq, a predicted model, not a curated record